This is a messenger RNA of Ornithorhynchus anatinus (platypus), 2279 nucleotides long. It is a transcript of the gene RELA, whose product is annotated as RELA proto-oncogene, NF-kB subunit. The coding region runs from base 16 to 1635 and encodes 539 amino acids. The transcript has 11 exons. The record is from RefSeq and is a predicted model, not a curated record. Lineage: Eukaryota; Metazoa; Chordata; Mammalia; Monotremata; Ornithorhynchidae. Gene Ontology annotation, biological process: regulation of transcription by RNA polymerase II; non-canonical NF-kappaB signal transduction; cellular response to stress. Gene Ontology annotation, molecular function: RNA polymerase II cis-regulatory region sequence-specific DNA binding; DNA-binding transcription factor activity, RNA polymerase II-specific. Gene Ontology annotation, cellular component: cytoplasm.
CCCGGGACCCCGGCGAUGGACGACAUGUUCCCCCUGAUCUUCGCCUCUCCGGAGCCGACCCCCGCCCCGGGCCCGGCGGUGGAGAUCAUCGAGCAGCCCAAGCAGCGGGGGAUGCGCUUCCGCUACAAGUGCGAAGGCCGCUCGGCGGGCAGCAUCCCCGGAGAGAGGAGCACCGACACCACCAAGACCCACCCCACCAUCAAAAUCAACGGCUACGUGGGGCCGGGGAAAGUUCGCAUAUCCCUGGUGACCAAGGAGCCCCCACACCGGCCUCACCCCCACGAGCUGGUGGGGAAGGACUGUCGGGACGGCUUCUACGAGGCCGACCUCUGCCCCGACCGCAGCAUCCACAGCUUCCAGAACCUGGGCAUCCAGUGCGUGAAGAAGCGCGACCUGGAACAGGCCAUCACCCAGCGGAUGCAGACCAACAACAACCCCUUUAAUGUGCCAUUGGAGGAGCAGCGAGGAGACUACGACCUGAACGCCGUGCGGCUGUGCUUCCAGGUGACUGUGCAGGACUCGGCCGGCCGGCCCCUGGCCCUGCCUCCGGUCCUCUCCCAGCCCAUCUAUGACAACCGGGCCCCCAACACAGCGGAGCUGAAGAUCUGCCGUGUGAACCGGAACUCGGGGAGCUGCCUCGGGGGCGACGAGAUCUUCCUGCUGUGCGAUAAAGUGCAGAAAGAGGACAUCGAGGUGUGUUUCUCGGGGCAGGGCUGGGAGGCCCGAGGCUCCUUCUCGCAGGCCGAUGUGCACCGGCAAGUGGCUAUCGUGUUCCGGACGCCUCCCUACGCCGAGCCGGCCCUGCAGGCCCCGGUCCGGGUCCUCAUGCAGCUGCGGCGGCCCUCGGACCGUGAGCUCAGCGAGCCCAUGGAGUUCCAGUACCUGCCGGACCCAGAUGACCGCCACCGGAUUGAGGAGAAGCGCAAACGCACUUAUGACGCCUUUAAGAGCAUCGUCAAAAAGAGCCCUUUCAGUGCAGGGACGGCAGAUUCCCGCAGCCCUCGCCGCAUUGCCGUGCCCACCCGAGGCGUGCCCCUUUCCCACAAAACAGGUGGUCUCCCCGGCCUGCCUCCCCCCGCCGUCCAGCCUUACACCUACUCGGCCACGACCCCGUCCCUCAGCACCAUCAACAUGGAGGAGUUCUCUCCGCUGAGCUUCCCCCACGUGUCCGCCCCGGCCCCGGCCCCCGCCCCGCCGCCCCAGCACCCGCCUCCCGCCCCCGCCCCCCCUCAGCCCGGGGAAGGGGUGCUGGCGGAAGCCCUGCUCAGCCUGCAGUUUGACUCCGACGGCGACGGGGGCCUGGGGGGGCUGCUGGACGACCCCGACACGGUCUACACCAGCCUGGGGGCCAUCGACAACUCGGAGUUCCAGCAGCUGCUGAACCAGGGCCCGGCCGGGGCCGCCGGGACCGCCGCGGCCGCCCAGGGCCCCGCCGGGGAGCCCAUGCUGAUGGAGUACCCCGAGUCCAUCACCCGCCUCAUGGGGGCCCCCCAGCGCCCGCCCGACGGAGCCGUCCCCGCCGUCCCCGCCGUCCCCGCCGCCGCCCUCCCCAACGGGUACCUGGUUCCCGAGGAGGCCUUCCCUUCUCUGGUGGACAUGGACAUCACAGCCUUCCUCAAUCAGAUCAACUCCUAAGGCGGCGGGGGGGAAGGCCGGGCCGCAGGGCCACCCCUGCCCUGGUGGCCUCCCCCGCCCGCUCGGCCCCACCCCACGGGCCUGGGGACCGGCCCCAUUUUAUUCUCUUAAUUGCAGUAUAUAUAUAUAUGUAUAUCUCUGUUGUUUGGAGGUGCUUAAGCAUUAAUCCCUCAGGGGACCGGUGGACUCGGGGCGGGGGGGGCGGCAGACUCUCUCCCCAGAUCUCCGAUGGCCGCCGGCCCCCUCCCACCCGGCUGCGGCCACCUCUCUCCUCUUCCUCCUCGAGGUGGGAGGCGGGAGGCCGGGGGGAGGGGGAGGGAGAGAGGGAGGCCGAAGCAGCCACAGAGGAGGGAGCGAAGGUGGUUGCUUUCAGCGAGUUGGGGGCGGCUGCUUUGUGGCGGGGUGGGGGUGGGGGGCAGAAGUGUAAAUAGAAAGUUGUUUCUCGCUGUUCCCCAGGUUGGGGGGUGCCCAAAGACUGGGGAUUGGCCCUUUCCCGGAGGAGAGGGCAGAGCGGCACUAUCCCUCUGCCCUCCCUUGCCUCAAGUGCCUUAACCUGGGCCUGGAUCCCUGCUCUGUCCCAGUGACAAAGUGACCUGACUCCUCGGCUCUUUUUACUCUGAUCUAAUAAACACAUCUCCAAGCUG